GUUAUCCCUGUUUUGACAGUGCAAUUUUCUGAAUUUAGUUUUGUAUUAUAAAACAAUGUGACUGUAAAUGAAAUGAAGUCUUCAUGACCGCCAUUGCAUGAUUUUCUAUUUUGACAGUGUGUUUCUUAUUGAAGCAGGCCUAAUGGAAGACCAUCAAUCAGGUGAUCUGCCAAGGAAGUGGAGGACCGUAGCCCAGCCGUCAAACCCAAGAUCCAUGUCUGUCCUCCCUUAGCCAGGCAACUCCCACCAGCCCAGCACAUGUCUCCAUACCAAAAGCAGGACACCCCACCAUCCUAACACCAGAGCUUAUCCCAGGAGACCCCAUACAGCUAUGGCUCCAUCCUCCCAGCAGCCUCCACUCAACACCAGACAGGUCCGACCUCCAAAAACGGCUCCAACAACCAGGCAGGUCCAGCAGCCAAUGACGGCUCCAAAAACCAGGCAGGUCCGGCAGCCAAUGACGGCUCCAAAAAUCAGGCAGGUCCGGCAGCCAAAGACGGCUACCACAACAAUUCCGGUCCGGCAGCCAAAUACGGCUCCCACAACAAGGCAGGUCUGGCAACCAAAUACGGCUCCCACAACAAGGCAGGUCCGGCAACCAAAUACGGCUCCCACAACAAGGCAGGUCCGGCAACUAAAGACGGCUCCAACAACCAAAAACAUAUCUAAAACCCAGAACCAGAGGGCUUCCAGUGCCCAUAAGGUUAAAUGCCCUAAAUCCUCCUGUGCCCAGCAGAAGCAGCCCAGAGUACCCAAGCCUGGGGGCUCUGUCCAACCUGUGACCAAUAAUGUCAAGCCCCAACUGAGAUCCCAGCCCCAGAGACCAUAUACACGGUCCCAGCACAGACACCAGCCACAGGCCCAGUGUCCACAGCCCUAUUCCAUCAAAACUCGAUCCUCCACCCGAAGCUCAGCUAAGACUCCCAACUGCCCUUCAACCAAACCUAAGCCUUCCAUUCCACCUAAAUCUAAUUCGCCCAAAACUGCCAACCUCAUUUCCCGGCACAACGCCUGGAACAUGCCCCCAUGACACCACCCCCAGUCCUAUGAGAACAUUAUGAUCUGUGAUCACUUCCUGCUGGGGUACUGCCGCAAGAGGGAGAGGUGCCACCUGUACCACACGCAGUACCCCUUCCACUGGCAGCUGAAGAGGACUGACACCCCGGUGUGGGUCAGCCUGGAACCCAGCUGAAAGCAGAACGUUGGUUCUGUGACCCGGAUAAGGAAAGGGUCUACCUGACACAUGGGUGAGUGAGUGGCACGAGGUAGAUGUUGCCUUCCUCCACAGAUCUUCAGAUGACCCUGGCCUAUAUCCCGAUUUCUAACCAUGAGAAAAUGUCUGGCCCUGUAUCAAUGGUAAGGGGCAACUUCUACCUUAUCAGAGUGGGUAUAGUUAACAGACCAGGGCUAAUUACUUGAGGUUGGAGCUUGCAGCUUUAGGAUUAUUCCAUUGGUUCCUUUAAAAUGGGUAGCUAAAGUAUUUGACCCAGGUCUGAUGGGUAAUGGUAAUGUUAUGUGAAGUAAUGUAAGUCUUUCCUCUCUUAAUAAUCAUUCACAUUUGAAAAGAAAAGAACUACUCCCUCAGACAGCUCUUCUUCUAGGACUCUCAAGGACCAACUCUGCCUGAACUUUGUCUCACUGAUGGUGGAGAAUUCCACUGUGUACAGCCAAGUCAGGAGGCUGUCCAACACCACUGGCCCAGAGCUGAACCCUCACUUCCCAACACAGUGGCGCUUUUCUUCUGGGAAUCUGACUAUGGCUGGGAAGCCUAUGGAGAAGUGUGUCCCACCCACCAAACUCAGUUCUCCCUCUUGUGGUGUUUUUACUUCAUGUUUGGUGUGAGGAAGUGAAAGCCUACUGGCCAUCUCAAAUUUGACAAAGCCAUUUUCAUUUGUUUAGAGAAGUUCUUAGCCCUCAGUCUGUAGAUGGCUUUCCUCUCCUCCUUUCCUUGAUGACCUCUGAUGGAUGAAAUGGAUUGCUAGAACAUGUCCUGACCUUUGAAGUGACCUAUGACUCCUUUGGAGUAGAUUGACUCUAAUAACGGAUACUGGAUCAGCUAUUUAAGCAAAUGUCUACUGGUCUACAGAACUAGGGCUAGGGAAAUCUACAGAACUAGGGCUAGGGAAAUCUGUUUCUAGAUCUGUGGUUUGGGGCUGACUUCAUCCUCCUCCCCUGUACCACCUAGUUGAACCUCGAGCUCAUGCUGGACUGUCUUAGUAAGGGUCAAGACAGCUGCUGGCUGGGUAAAGACUGGGCCUGUGUAAAUCUCAAGAUGCUUACCGAGAAAAAGUUAAUCACAGACUCCACCCACCGCAUCAGAUGCAGACCCACCUUCCGCUCGCCAGACUCCCUAAGACAACACCUCAGGACACUCCCAGUUGGACAGGUAACCCUCCCCAGUCUUGAGGUGGACCCUAUGGAGAAUUUCAGCUGCCGGUACACACUGAUGUGGACCCUGAGUCCAGGGAACCCCUUUUCCAUGCUGGAGGUUCCUCCUGGGCCGCUAGUUUACAGGACGGUUCACGACCUGUUCCACAGAACCAUGCCAGAGAGCCAGGCCCAGAUCACCUUCCAUUGGGACAUGUAUAGAAUGCAGAAGAAGCACAUGGAGGACACGCAGGACAAUUGUAGCGUGGUCCUGGAGAGACACCUGUUCCAUGGAACAUGCGAGAGCGCCGCCAUGGACAUCUGCCGACAGAACUUCGACCCUCGUGUGGCRAAACCCACUAGUCAUUACGGCCGUGGCGUUUACUUCGCCCAUGAAGCUUUUCGGUCCCGCCUCUACUCCAUCAGAGGGCUGGGGGGAGACUUUACAGACUGUGGGUUCAUGUUCCUGGCUAAGGUGCUUGUGGGUAAAGCCGGUGUAGGAAAGAUUGACUAUGUCCUUCCCCCUCGACUCCCCAACCCCAAGUCAGGACGGCAUCACUACGAUUCCUGUGCGGAUCAGAAGCAUCCUACCAUAUUUGUGUUUGACAACAGCCAGUGCUACCCCUACUACCUCAUCAAGUACAAAGUCCUGGCAAUCAAUCGCAGUGCUGUGUGAAGGGCAUAUAAAACAGAACCAGGAAUGGUUUAGGAGGGCACAUUAUUUUGGAUGGAGUAUUGUUGACUUUACACUUAUUUACACUUUCACUCAAAAUUGGACAGCCAGUUACUUGCGACACUGAAAUGUACUAUAACAAUGUUCAAUUAACCAUUAGGUCAAGAGUUCAAGACUUGUGGAUUGAUUGGUUUCUUUUGUUGCCUUUUAAUUUAAGUCACUCAACAUUUAGUCUAUUUGUAGAACUAUAAUGAACACAAUGUUAGACAUGUUCUUUCUUUUGGUAAAAGGCCAUCUGUGGAAGAAAUGGAUAAAGAAGUCAAACUGUUCCUAACAGCUCAAUUUCUUCCAUCAACUCUGUUAAGUUGUCUGUGUUCAAUGAGAAGUAAAAUAAACUUUGUCUGAUACCUUGUCA
Messenger RNA from Salvelinus sp. IW2-2015, 3455 nucleotides. Its product is annotated as protein mono-ADP-ribosyltransferase TIPARP. Gene Ontology annotation, cellular component: nucleus. The transcript has 3 exons. NCBI's taxonomy places the organism in Eukaryota, Metazoa, Chordata, Actinopteri, Salmoniformes, Salmonidae. Gene Ontology annotation, molecular function: NAD+-protein mono-ADP-ribosyltransferase activity; NAD+ poly-ADP-ribosyltransferase activity. The coding region runs from base 2201 to 3043 and encodes 280 amino acids. The record is from RefSeq and is a predicted model, not a curated record.